ACUCGUACAUUACCGCCGGUUUCGAUUACAAUACGUAUGUACCGCGCGCUUAUGUGACAUGAUACCAGAAGCGAAAGUGUUUGCAUUCUUUAUUUAAAAAAGGAAUGAAUAUAUAUUAUUUUAAAUAUAGAAUUAAUGUGCAAUUUUUGAUAAAUUAAAACCAAAAAUAUACGAUUUUAAAUAGAGAAUCAGUGUUCGAUUAUUAAAAAAAAUACAAUAAUAGUUUCUUAAUAUUUUUUUUAUGAAGUUGUUGUUGAAAGUGCUUUUGGUUGACAGUAUUUAAUAUUAUAAAAAAAUGGCAGAUAUUGGAAAAAAUAGUGAAGAUGCGUCCACUAAGAAAAGAGAUCCAAUGGAAAUUAUCGAAGAAGCACUGGUCCUAUGCAAAUUUGGAAAAUUCCAUCUUCUCCUUCUAUUCGCGUCAAUGACUGGAGUGUUUGCUUCGACUACAGCCACAACUACUUCGUCGUAUAUUUUGCCGAGUGCAGAAUGUGACCUACAUAUGACAAUAAUGCAGAAGGGACUAUUAAAUGCCAUACCAUUUGUUGGUCAAGUGGGUGCGGCAUUAUUCACGGGUUUCCUAACGGACGCGUUCGGCAGAAGAAUAUUUCUCGUGAGCGGAUAUUUCGGGAUGUUUGUGUGUUCAAUACUCGAAGGGACGAGCCAGAGUUAUUUAGUAUUGUUAUUAGUUAAACUAAUAGAAGGCAUUUUUUUAAGUAUAAGCUUCAGUGCAACGUCAGUAAUGAUCUCAGAAUAUACUCAUAAAAACGUAAGAGAUAGAGUGAUGAUGUGUUACGCUGGUUUCAUGUCAAUUUCUUUAAUAGUUAUGGCUUUAAUGUCAUGGGCGAUACUGCCACAACCAUGGGAUUUUGUUCUUUUGGAAGAUCGUUUUGUUUUCCACUCAUGGAAUAUUUAUUUUUUCAUAUGCUCCAUUUGGAGUUUGUUGGCUGGUAUAAGUUAUUACUGGUUACCGGAAAGUCCGAAAUUUCUGUUGAGUCAUGGACGAGAAAAUGAAGCUCUAGAAAUAUUACAAAAAAUCUACAGCAUAAAUAAUGGAGUUCCAAAAGAAUCGUUUCCUAUUUUAUCAUUGAACUCUAAAGGUGAAUAUAUACCGACAGUUACACAUAGCUUCAAAAAACAAAUAGUAAAUGGGCUAAUUGAAGUGAAGAAUUUAUUCAGAAAACCUUUACUUAUGCGACUAAUACUUUUUUGUGUUAUGACAUUCGUAUGUUUGUUGGCUUAUACCGCAUUAAGGUUAUGGUACCCUCAACUAUCGACAAUAGUUGAAAACUAUCAGAAAAUACACAAUGAAACUGAACAGUUCUGUACUAUGCUGAACGAAUACACAACAGAGUUGGCUAGAAAAGUUUCUCAAAUUAAUAUUAAUGUUUCUGAACCUCAAGAGUGUAUACCGCAAGUAAGUGGAGCUGAGACGUAUAUAAACGGGAUAAUUUUAGGUGUCGUCUCACUCAGCUGUAUAGCCACGAGCGGUUACUUGGUAGCAUUCUUUGGUCAGAAACCACUAAUGAUAGUUCUCUUGAUACUGAGUGCAACGUGCUCGGGAUGUCUCUAUUGGACGUAUUCAUCAAUACAAAUAGCUAUAUUGGUAUCAGCUACAUGUGGAUUUAUGCAGACAGCACUGAGUCUUCAGCAGAGUAUACUUGUUAGAGUAUUCCCAACUACAUUGAGAGGGUUGACAACAUCAAUUAUUCUAAUGGUCGGUAGAUCUGGGUCACUAUUAGGAAAUGUGUUAUUCCCAGUUUUUUUGGAAAUUGGAUGCAUGGCGCCGUUUUUAGUAUUAUCUGUGAUCACUUUAUGUGUUGCAGGUUUAGUUUGUUUUCUACCUAAUCCACAGAAGGAAAACGAAGCGGGCGAUAAAUAAAUUACUAUAUUCUAAGACUGCUUCAUUAUUUAGCACCUAUUUCCUUAAGUGUUCCCGUAAUACUUUUCUUCGAACUUGUUUUAACUUGUUCACUUAGUAAUUUAAUAUGUUAAAAGCAAGAUUAAUGUGAAUACUUAAUGGACACUAACGUGAUUCUGUUGGAAUAAUAUAAUAUUCACACUUAUAGCGACUUCGUGACAAAACUAAUAUAAAGUUAAUACGAGAUCAAACUAUUUAUUGGUAAUUGUUUACAUUGCAAGUCUACAAAAAUAACACUUCUUAUUACAAUCCUGUGGUAAGGAUGUGUCGUCAUUAUAACGACUUACUGCUCGACCACAAAUCCAUCGACAUAUUCAGUACAAAAUAUUUGAUAUUUAGGAAGAACUUGUUUUCUAUUUUGUAGAAUACGAUUGAAAAUAUGUUUUUUUUUAUACAGUUUUAUUUUUUAUAUAUUUAUAUAACAUUUUAAGUAUUUCUUUUUAUAUUAUGUGUUUGCUUUUAAUGAAUUACUCAAGCUGUGCACAUGAUGUAAUUGGAUAAUUUAACCUAGCCGAAUCACAAAUGUAAUUAUUACUUAAGUUUUUUAAGGUUGUGAUCGGUUUUAUGUGCCAAUAAAAUAAAAUAAAAUAAAUAAAUCGAUUGAAUCGAUAUAUCAAUAUUUAUAGUACUUAGAUGUAAGGUGUAAUUGUUGUUGCCAAUAAAUGAUUUAAUUUAUAAUUUAAAAAAAGAAUUAUCAAAAUUAUUGAAAAUAUCUCGUACGAGUAACAUAAAGUCAAAUAAUGUAAAAUAGUGACUAAUAAAAAAAAUGUUUUUUUCAAUUGUGGUUAGUU
This is a messenger RNA of Galleria mellonella (greater wax moth), 2709 nucleotides long. RefSeq names its product synaptic vesicle glycoprotein 2B-like. Lineage: Eukaryota; Metazoa; Arthropoda; Insecta; Lepidoptera; Pyralidae. Gene Ontology annotation, molecular function: transmembrane transporter activity. Gene Ontology annotation, biological process: transmembrane transport. Gene Ontology annotation, cellular component: membrane. The record is from RefSeq and is a predicted model, not a curated record. The transcript has 10 exons. Bases 296 to 1879 code for a protein of 527 amino acids.